This is a messenger RNA of Pyricularia oryzae 70-15, 1036 nucleotides long. Its product is annotated as 40S ribosomal protein S18. The transcript has 4 exons. Bases 107 to 577 code for a protein of 156 amino acids. Gene Ontology annotation, molecular function: RNA binding; structural constituent of ribosome. The record is from RefSeq and is a predicted model, not a curated record. Gene Ontology annotation, biological process: translation. NCBI's taxonomy places the organism in Eukaryota, Fungi, Ascomycota, Sordariomycetes, Magnaporthales, Pyriculariaceae. Gene Ontology annotation, cellular component: cytosol; small ribosomal subunit; ribosome.
GGGUACUAUUGUCGUCGUCUCUGUCAAGCUCCCAGAUUUCGUCCCCUCGCGACAUACCCAAACCAGAAACCAUUCAAAGGCAACAUCAACAACCCAGUUGCCCAAUAUGUCGUUGGUGUCGGGCGAGAAGUCGAACUUCCAGUUCAUUCUGCGUCUCCUCAACACAAACGUUGAUGGAAAGCAGAAGAUCGUUUACGCUCUUACCAAGAUCAAGGGUGUCGGCCGCAGGUACUCCAACCUGGUCGUCAAGAAGGCCGAUGUCGACCUGAACAAGCGUGCUGGUGAGCUCACCUCUGAGGAGCUCGAGCGUGUUGUCACCAUUCUCCAGAACCCCACCCAGUACAAGAUUCCCUCAUGGUUCCUUAACCGUCAGCGCGAUAUCGUCGACGGCAAGGACUCCCAGACCCUUGCCAACGGUGUCGACUCCAAGCUCCGUGAUGACCUGGAGCGUCUGAAGAAGAUUCGUGCCCACCGUGGUCUCCGUCACUACUGGGGCCUCCGUGUCCGUGGUCAGCACACCAAGACGACCGGCCGGAGAGGACGGACCGUCGGUGUGUCCAAGAAGAAGGGUGGUUAAAGAAACAAAACACAAAAAAGGGCAUCAUGGGCUUGGGGAUCAUUGGCCUGUCGGAUGGGUUCUCUGGCUUUGGCGUUCAAUCUCAUUGUUGCGGGCGGUCGGGCGUGUUACGGAUGGUUUCACUGUUGACUGCUCUGCGUGCAUUACAGCCACUGAGCACGCAGGUAGACUAAAUUCAUCAAGGUUCUUUUGCGGGGACGACUAAAUGCGACAAUGCAAUGAAAUUAAAAGGUUCAUCUUUUUUUUUUUAACACCUGUGUCAUGGUCCGAGAUUUUCCGUUGUGAAGGAAGACUGUCGACGUUUUCUAUCCAAGUCAGUGAAGGGGGGCUGAUAAUAUCCAACCGCUGGUCAUAUGUUCCGGUAAACUUGUGUUUGGUUUCUUGAAUACUCAUAACAUGGCGGCAUGGACACCUUUUAGCUCUUUUUUUUUCUUUUUUCUUUUUUUUGGGCUCUUUUUU